Lolium perenne is the source of this 423-nucleotide messenger RNA. RefSeq names its product mitochondrial import inner membrane translocase subunit TIM17-3-like. Gene Ontology annotation, molecular function: transmembrane protein transporter activity. NCBI's taxonomy places the organism in Eukaryota, Viridiplantae, Streptophyta, Magnoliopsida, Poales, Poaceae. Gene Ontology annotation, cellular component: TIM23 mitochondrial import inner membrane translocase complex. The record is from RefSeq and is a predicted model, not a curated record. Gene Ontology annotation, biological process: protein import into mitochondrial matrix.
AUGGCCACGCCGAGACCGCGAAAACCGUUCUUUGACCACUUCCGCGAGAAUGUGACCGACGGCUUCAUGGUCGGCAUGUACGGCACCAUCUACCACUUGCGCGACAAGGGCGGCCUCCAGGCCAUCUGCAAGAAGGCGGCUCAUCUGAGCUGCUCUGCCGCGGUAUGUUUCGGCGUCUUCUCCGCCAUCGAUUACGCCAUGGUCUCCGCGCGCCGGAAGGAGGAGCCGUUCCUGAACUGCGCCGUCGCCGCGGCCGGCGCCUGCGGAAUUACCUUCUUGCCCAGGGGGGUCUGUUACGCCGGCGGCUCCGCUCUCAUCGGUGGUGCCCUCGGUGGGGUUCUGCUGGGCGGCCUCAGGCUGUUAGUCCUCGAAGGUGGUGACCAGAAUCUCUCGCCGCAACUAGGGUCUUCCCGCGCAAGAUAA